CAAUCUCUCCUUCCAGUUUCGGCCAGUCAUUGCAAGCCUCCUCCUCCUCCUCCUCCUCCUUGCUCUGCUUCUGGCUGUGCCAGCCCGGGGAAGAUGGCGGCGACUUGGGGCUCUUCCCUUCUGGGUCUAGUUCCCUCCGAGCUCAAGAUCGGGAAGGCCAUUCGUUCUCUCCUCGAGUCUGCGAACCUCUGGCAGAGCGCUUCUUCAUUUGGCUCAGAGCAAAACUGGACGUGGUUUUUCGGAUGUAGGGAUCCGAGCAUAUUGUUGUCUAGUGGACUGGGGAGAGUUCGGCAUGCCCUUCAUCUGCUGCAAAUGGAGCCAGUUAUUAAGAGAUUGGUUAUCUCGUUAGUCUUGGAAAAAGCUUUCUGGAGCGCCAUUAUGAAUAAUCAGUCGGUCAAGAAGUUCCAGGAGUUGCUCCUCUCAGAUAAAACAGAAAGCCCUCAGAUUUAUGAGGAAGUAGACUGGGGUACGAACGAUCUGCAGAGGAUCUUGGACAUCUUGAAGGACAAAAUCGUGGAACUGAUUGAAAAAUUCAAGCUUCUUUUGAUCAAGAUAUUGCAACCUUCACAGCCGCCCAAGCCAAAAGCUAUGGCUGACGGGUCGAGUUAGAGGAAAAAGUUGGAUCGUCCUUGCUACUUUAGGUGCUAAUCAUCUUGGUUGUAGUGCUGGCAUGAGUACGCGUUGCUUAAUGAUCAAUCUAUGUAUCAAUUCUACCCAGAUUCGCGACAUGGUGCACUUCGAGAUGUGAUAAAGGUGUACCGAUUUGCUUUUGACCCUGAGUUCCCCUCAGUGCUUGUAUAUGAAUGUGUGAACAGAUCGCAAGAGGUAAAAGUGUUGCUGCUGCGCUUAAUUUCAGUUUUCCCAAGAAUUUCGCCAUGGAACCUUUCUGAUUAGGGACCUCACUACAUAUGAAGCGUGAGUCGAGAACUUACCGACAGCUAGAGAUAUGUACAGAAAAUGCUGAAUGUCUGUUGCAUGAGCAGCGACAUUUCCGGCACACUAGCAAUAAUAGUUCACUGUUUUUGUUCAA
Molecule: messenger RNA, 1030 nt
Organism: Syzygium oleosum
Lineage: Eukaryota; Viridiplantae; Streptophyta; Magnoliopsida; Myrtales; Myrtaceae
Exons: 4
Coding region: 94-609 (171 amino acids)
Source: RefSeq, a predicted model, not a curated record